CAUGGCGACUAACGGAUGGGUAGUUCAUUUUUCUUCCCUUGACAUUUGCGUCGAGUUUAUUCGGCAUGAAUGUGGAUGUCCUCAGCGACAACCCUUCAUGGCGUUGGUAUCUUCUCAUUGGAGGAGUUCUACUGCUAUUGACGGUGGCAGUAUGGCUAUCGAGCAAGUUUACGAAUAUUGAGCGAUGGGUAGAGAACCAAGCAGAGCAGCUUAUCAACGGACGUCAGAAGAAAGAGACACUUAUGUGGUGAUACCCACAUUAACUGGUUAAGAUUCACACCACACACACCAAGUGAUACA
Messenger RNA from Aspergillus eucalypticola CBS 122712, 300 nucleotides. RefSeq lists its product as uncharacterized. The record is from RefSeq and is a predicted model, not a curated record. The coding region runs from base 66 to 251 and encodes 61 amino acids. Lineage: Eukaryota; Fungi; Ascomycota; Eurotiomycetes; Eurotiales; Aspergillaceae. The transcript has 3 exons.